Molecule: messenger RNA, 906 nt
Organism: Trichoplax adhaerens
Lineage: Eukaryota; Metazoa; Placozoa; Uniplacotomia; Trichoplacea; Trichoplacidae
Exons: 1
Coding region: 1-549 (182 amino acids)
Source: RefSeq, a predicted model, not a curated record
AUGGCAGUUGCUUUUGGCCAUCAAAGUACUGAUAUUUCGUUAGGUAGUGAAACAGUUGAAAAUGUUACUACGAUUAGAGGAGAUAAAGCAAUCACGGAAUCAACGAUAGAAAGAAUUAUCCAAAUUCUGGAAGAAGUUCCAGGCAUUGCAGGGAAACUUGAUUUCCUAAAAGCACCGUAUGAUGCUCUUACCUGCGCUGCUGCUUAUCAAUUAUUUUGUGAAUUGCCUUUCGUGAUUAAAGUUCCUAAUGUGUUAAACAGAGAGCCUGAAGGUUUAACUUUAAUUGUUUGGAAAAGAUGGAUUGAUGUUACAGAUAAAACUACAACAGGUUUCUUAAGUGACGCUCAGCUAGCUGCUAUUAGGGCAGAAAGGGUUACCCGUAUUCCUAUCGCAACUGUAUCAGCCAAUGCUUGGGAAGCGAUGGAAAGGCAUAUUAAAAGUUUAAUAGGAAGCACAGAUCGAUCCAUUUCCUGGCGAAAUCAACGUGAUCUGCCACAGCCAAAGUAUUCGAAUAAUGAUAGCUGUUGUUGCUUUUGCACAAUUUCUUAAAUUUUUUUAUACACCAACAAGUAUUCAUCGUUCAGGACACCGAAACAUAGACCAAAGUGAUCAAAUGGUUUCAUCAACUUACUUAAGUAGAAUUGUAGGUGCUCUAGAGUACCUUACUGAUAAUAUAAAAUAUUGCUUAAUACCUCACUCGUGUCCAAUAGUAUUAUUAUCCAUGUACUUUCUACCAAGAAUAAUCUACUUGAUCCUCAUUGUAAAAUGGACAGCUUUUUCAUAGCUAUACUCUUACACCCUUUUAGCAUAAUCGCUGGUUAACGCAUUAGGCGAAAAUUAUAAAAACGCGCUUACUACAAUAUGUCGUUUUAAAAUUCAUUGUUUGUCAAUAAAUAUGUGAUUACU